This is a messenger RNA of Manduca sexta (tobacco hornworm), 1424 nucleotides long. RefSeq lists its product as uncharacterized. The record is from RefSeq and is a predicted model, not a curated record. Gene Ontology annotation, biological process: signal transduction. Bases 287 to 952 code for a protein of 221 amino acids. NCBI's taxonomy places the organism in Eukaryota, Metazoa, Arthropoda, Insecta, Lepidoptera, Sphingidae. Gene Ontology annotation, molecular function: protein binding. The transcript is spliced from 2 exons.
CGUAAAGCCCCUGAAAUAAACAAGUAUGUUUUCCAGGGAUAAAACAAUUAUAUUUUAAGCAUUAACCAAACUUCAUCCUUGUUUAUAAUACGUACACAAUCAGUAUGUUGAGCACAACAGAAAGCGUUUCAUGUGAAAUAGUUCGCACUGAUGUUCAAACUAACCAAAAAAGUCAUCAAAAUAGUUUUAUGAAUAUUUUGUAUUAGUGCAAAUUGCAGAAUUAACUGAAACGCUAUAACAAAAGGGAUACAAACUAUAUAAAACGUGCAUAAACGUAAAUUCCAAAAUGACUCUAUCGGAAUCAAAAUUUAAACAAUUAAAAGAACAAAUUAUUUUACAUGCAAGUGCAACUGAAAGACAUGCUCAAAUUUUGAACUCAUUAAAGGAUUUGUUUAAAGAAGAUAUUAAUUCUGUUCGAAGAUUUGAACAAAUCAGCAAUAUAGCACAAUUAUUAAAAGUUUUAGAAAUAAGAGAUGUGUUGUCAGAGGAUGAUGUUGCUCCUUUGAAAGAUGUGGCACGCCAACUACCAAAUAGCUCAGAAAUGCUGCGGAAAAUUGCUGAAUAUGAAGAAAAUCACAAGUGUGGAGAGUUUAUUUCUGUUCCUAAGUCACCUCCAAAACAAAAAGAACAUAGUCAUUCUGGAUGGGAUAUUAACAGCAUACAGAAUUCUGAAUAUUCUGUAAAAAAGGAAAGGAUAUUUGAAGUUAUUUCUGAAGAAAUUGGCACCCAUUGGAGAAAUCUAGCGAGAUAUUUGAAAACAAGGGAAUGUACAAUAAUUGAAAUUGACAGUAAAAACAUACCACUUUCAAGUAAAGCUAUGGAGAUUUUGAAAUUGCAUUGUAAAAAAGCAAAUCCACAAAAGUGGUUUUUUGACUUGUGUAAUGCAUUGGACAAAGUGCAUAGGACUGACAUAGUGUUAUCACUGCAAGAAAUUAUGUCUAUGAAUAUUUAGACACCAACUUCAGCGACAGUAAUGUAUUCAUUUUGUGUUUAGGCUUUUGAAGAAAUUUAGGACCUGCUUGUAUAUGAGAAUAAAUUUGUAAUAUGGAGUAAAAAUGAAAAAUUAAGAAAGAGGAAUAAGAAAUUAAAUUUCAUGAUUAAUUAUAAUUUUAAAAUAUAAUUGUGUUAAAAUAUGGAUACCUGAUAUAUAAGAUAUUUUUACUUUCAUGACAUCUUAGCCAUAAUACUUCACUAUUCAAAAAUAAUAUAUAUUGCCAAUAUAUGAAUACUAUCAUCUAUUUUAUUGUUAAUGUAACUAUAAUGUGUCUUAUUGAAACAAAACUACUCUGGAUUUCAUUGUGAUAAAUUUGUUUAUUUUUAGACACUUUGUUUUGAAGCCUUCAUGGUCACAGAAUGCCUGAGAGGUUUGAAUGUCUGAAAUUUUAAUUAUCAAGAAUAAAAACUGUAAAAUGGUUUUAUUUCAA